Messenger RNA from Didymella exigua CBS 183.55, 2148 nucleotides. RefSeq lists its product as uncharacterized. Lineage: Eukaryota; Fungi; Ascomycota; Dothideomycetes; Pleosporales; Didymellaceae. The record is from RefSeq and is a predicted model, not a curated record. The transcript has 2 exons. Bases 128 to 2122 code for a protein of 664 amino acids.
UGGCUGCAUUACAUUCGUAUUCCACAUACCCGACUCUACGUAGAUUCGAGCGACUUUGAGCGAGCCAUCGAAGCGUUGGGCGAGGAAGUUGCUGGGCACGAUAAGAAGUCGAGACACUCCCGCGACGAUGAAUCGAGUCGCGCCUUUGGACAACAUAUCUGUGUGUAACGGGUCAACUCGCCGUCAUUCUGAAUUCCUGUACAGGUGGUUCGUUACCGGUCUCGUUCUCACCAUUGCCGUUCCCAUUCUGGUCGUCUUCCUCGUUCUAUGUAUACUGGUGAUCCUUCCACUAUUCCCGAUAUGUUUCUUGUGGGCUCUACUCCUCUUCGUCUGCAAUAUCCUGGCAUUCUGCAUGGGUAGGUUCACACCACCGUUCGAGCAUACGCCUUUAUCGGACAGACCGCAUGUCAUCCGACUGCUCAAGAUACAGCCCGGCAGGUGGUCAGACCAGAUUGUGUGCUACCUGGAAGAUGGAGAUUGUUACACCUCAAGAUAUGAAGCACUGAGCUACACGUGGGGUUGCGAGUUGGCCUUUGGAACACCAUGCCUUGUCAACAAUAAGAUGUUGCCACUGACAGCUACUCUCAAUCGGGCUUUACGGGCUUUACGCGAUGAAGUCGACGUUCGUACCGUGUGGAUCGAUGCUAUUUGUAUUGACCAGCAGAACGUGCAGGAGAAGAACACGCAGGUGGGACAGAUGCUCAAGGUGUAUCAGAAUGCGCAAAGGGUUAUAGUAUGGUUGGAUGUGGAUUCAUGGGCCAAGCCCGCACUCGAAUCGGUGAAGAUUGCUUUCAACGAUAUUCGACAAUGUCUGGCCGGCACCGAGCCCGACCGCGACGUCACGUCGACCGAAACACUCAAUCUAUUGUUCCGACUGUCCUAUUGGGAGCGGAUGUGGAUAAUUCAAGAAAUCGCUGCCAACAGCAACGUUGUUGUACAGUGUCGGGACUGCAAAAUCGACUGGGAAGUACUCUAUCAAUUUGUUAUGUGUGGUACAGCGAUUUGUAGCCUUCCGGAAGGACUCCGAGACUUCAUGCGACGGGUACAAAUGAUUCGAGACAGCUCCUCGACAGAUCCAGAAUACGGAUUACUGAGCUUUGUUCACGACUUUCGCUACUCCAUGGCAACUGACCCUCGAGACCGGCUCUUUGCACUGCUGGGACUCGUCAAGGGGCCUCAUCAGUUGCCUGUAAAAGUGGACUAUGCCGCAUCUGAGACAGACAUCUGGGGCGACUUCACGAAGAACUGUCUUGACCAAUACAAGAGCUUGAAUGCAAUCGCAAUGGUAGACUCCCUAGACCGCGUCGGCUACAAGGAAAUGGGCCCGACCUGGCUGGCCUCAGGAUUCGGGAACUCAAAUUUCCUUCCCAAAAGAGUGGACGCGAAGACCGUCAGACAGCCACUCUGGCUGGGCACCGAUUCGGGCAGUGAACGCUACGCUGCCUCUGGUGGGCUACACGCCCGAUGCAGAACACGAUUGGUAGACCCCGAGGUUAUCGGCGUCAAAGGUUACGUCUCCGAUACUAUCGCACGCGUCUACGAUGUCUUCAGGAUCACUGCUGACGCCAAAGAGCAAAAUCGCGUCAUCACGCAAUGGUGGACCGCGUUUCAGGCAACGAUUCUGGAUCAAGAAGACGCUGCUCGCGCCUUUGCGACAACCAUCACAGCUGGGGGCAGCCUGGACAAUAACUUCCUACGCACGUGGCUCACAGAGCAUCGAGGGAAGUUACAACCGGACCACGUGGUCAGCGAUGUGUGGGCGAAGUUUACGUCGACCAUACAUUGCUCAAGCAAUCUGCGUCGAAUCUUCGUUACUGAAGGAAAUGUCAUUGGCCUAGCUCACUCCCGAGCAAGAACUGGCGACCAGAUUUGCAUCUUACUCGGCUCAGCCGUCCCUUGCAUACUGCGCAAGUCCACUCACGACGGGCCUCUGGGGCUCGGGCAUCCAUUCAUGUGUUGGACGAGCGGCUGCAAGCGGCGCAAGCACCUCGACUGCUGCAUCCCCGAGCUCCACAGAUUAGUCGGCCAAGCCUAUGUUCAAGGCAUCAUGCACUACGCGGGAGAUCUGGAGCAGGACAUCGAAGACGGCAACAGGGUGUUGACUGAGUUCUUCAUCGAGUAGGACGCGACUCCCGUAACGCCAGCAAU